This is a messenger RNA of Kickxella alabastrina, 2768 nucleotides long. Its product is annotated as mitochondrial distribution and morphology proteins-domain-containing protein. The transcript is spliced from 4 exons. Gene Ontology annotation, cellular component: mitochondrial inner membrane. Bases 87 to 2702 code for a protein of 871 amino acids. Lineage: Eukaryota; Fungi; Kickxellomycota; Kickxellomycetes; Kickxellales; Kickxellaceae. The record is from RefSeq and is a predicted model, not a curated record. Gene Ontology annotation, biological process: mitochondrion inheritance.
AUUUCUGGGGUUUUAUUACUUUGAAGAAAAAAGCCAUAUAUACAUAUUUGUUACGAGUAGGGCCGUACGCCCAAUGUAAAAUAACCAUGGCGCAUUGUAUACAUUCCAGCACAAAAAACAAACUGCGCAACAGCGGCCGAUGGCCAGCAGCAGCUUUGAAGCUUUUUGGCACUGCAUCGCCUUACUGGGCUUCAAAGUGCCUUGCUCAACGACAGCCGGGCCAUGUGCGAAAUGGAAUAGUAUUGGCAGCCACUGUUCUAGCUGCGGCUGGCACAGGAAGUGCGUCUUAUCGCGUGGGCCAAAGUCUGUGCGCCACGAUCUUCCAACCGAUGCCGGCCAGACAUCGGUUCGAGCGCAUCGCUUGCCAUUUCAGACACAACAACGCAAACAGCAACCACAGCACGCAUUAUUUUCUCAGAGCAGCCUAUCGGAAAGGCGCUUUUGGUCUGCUUCCUGGCGCAUUUUUGUACGAGCACGCACAACACGGCGCUGGGUCAGAUCGAGAUCCACACCCGUUUGCCAAACGCGCGGAGAGGUCACCCCUGGCAUUUCGCAAACCUUGCGCCAACACAGGCAAUAUCUUUAGUCUACAUGAGCAGAAAGCGAGCGCAAUUGGAAGCAGCAAGCGUUCAAUUCACACAUCACCAGCCGGAUCAAAACAGAACGGCACCGAACAUGGCAGACCGCCAGCAGGAGACAUGAAAGAAAGGCGGUGCGAGCAUUGCGGCUUCGAUGGAUAUCUGCCAGCGGCUCACACGUCUGGUUUAAACGUGUCGCCAUUGCAAAGUGACAGCGACCAGCGGCGGAUUGCUGCGCCAAUGGCACAAAAGGCGCUUCCGGAACCGCCACUAGACCCGCUGUAUUUUUACCACCACGCUACAAGACAGGAGAUCCUGCGCGAGAUAUCCGGGUUUUUUCCGCGGCUGAGGGCUAGGCUGCGCCGCGCAUUGAAGGGGUCUUACCAAAAGCGGCCCUGGACUGUGGACGACAUAUUCGCGCUGGCCACGUGGAUAGUCAUGUCACAAGCGAUGCUGCUGCUCAUAGGAACAACAACAACGGUGUCUGUGGUACUGUGGCUGCUGAAUCGGCUCCAGUACCAGGACUGGAUUGCGCGCAAACUCGGCGACUGGGUUUCAUCUGCGCUGGGCAUCACGGUGUCCUUCGAGUCAGCAAUUGUCCCGGCUUGGGGACGCGGCACUAUUAGGCUGAAGAAUGUCAGAAUCCACUGUGGCCCUGAGCACGGCGCGCUGAUGGCCGACGGCAGCCGAGACACCAACUUUACGACCUACGAGCUCCAUGUCGACCAGGUCGAUGUUGCCCUUUCGCUGUGGCGGUGGAUGGAUGACCGCGGCGUGAUCCGCGAGUGCUCGAUGCGAGGGGUCCGCGGUGUUGUGGACCGACGACAGGUGUGGUGGGAUCCGGAUGCCGUGUACGUGCCCGGCGAGUUCCGGCGCGCGCGCCAGCCAGGAUACUUUGACAUGGAUGCCCUGGAAGUCGAGGACAUGCUGCUGACCGUGCACCCAUGGCAGAACUUUCGCCCCAUUACGGUGUCAAUAUACUCGGCCAGCCUGCCGCGCUUCAGGGACCGUUGGCUACUCUAUGACGCACUCAACGCAAACUCAAUUGUCGGCAUGUAUGAUGGCAGCCUGUUCACAAUUCACCAGGCACACCAGCACUUACUUGCACGGCCCCAGCAGCUGUCUGGAACUGAUCCUGGCAGCAGCCUUCGCUCAGUGACAGUGCAGGGGGGAAGCGCACGCACCGCGCACGUGCAAAUUGAAAACCUCAACAUCGACCACAUCAACUCUGGCGUCGAGGGACCCGUUGGCUGGAUCACAUCGGGGCGGCUGAACGUUUCUGCACUGGUCAGCUUCCCGCCACAGCCAUCGGGAACGGACCCAGCCAUGGCCAUUCGGAAGAUCGUGGACAACAUCAACGACAGCAUUGACGUUGUCAUUCUGCCAAGCAUGCCUGAUUGGUCCAACCCAGAAAGGUCGCCCAACCCGGUAGUGCGCGGUCUGUAUCACCUGGACAUGGUGGACUCUCCACUGGCGCUGGAAAUGCACGAGCGCCUCAGACGCCACGCGGAGCGCGAGAGCCAGCGCCGCCUCGAGAAGCAGCGCCAGCGCACAGCGUCCUGGAGCCAGCCGCUGGCCCCUAUCCCCACGCACCAGAUUGGCGGCAUCCCGCGAUCGGCCGCCGCCAGCCAUGCAGGCGAUUACAGCGGCCCCGAUGCAGCGCAGCCUGCUGCGCAGCUGAUGCGCACCCUCGAGGACCCCACAGCCGUGCACGUGGAUCUUCAGGUCGAGUUCAAUGACAUCCGCGCGUCUGUGCCGCUGACUACGCCCCAGCUUGGGCACCCGCUGCUGUCCUCGGUGCUGGUGCGGCCGAUUGUUGCUUAUAUGAAUGCCCACCGCACGUCGCUGCCGAUGCGCUGCCAGUUGCGGCUGCGGCCCGACGACUUUGACGGCGCGUGGAGCUUCUGGGACUCGGGUGCUGACGCCCUUAUAUCCCAGGGCAUUGGCGCAGCCUUCACUCAGCUCGCCCACAACGAGCGCGAGCGUAAUCGCCGCCUCAAGCUUGUCGGCUGGUGGAGCGUCACGGCCAUCGUCAGGCAGCUAGUGCGCCUGGUGGACUUUGUCAAUGGCCAGCGCGGCUUUUUUUACUACCUAGGCACAACGCCAGAGUCGGAUCGCAUUUGAAAGUAUUUUUUAUGUGGAAAUUUGAAAGUUUGUUAAUAUACGCUAUUAGUUGAACCCCCCCCCCCC